Messenger RNA from Corvus hawaiiensis (hawaiian crow), 9891 nucleotides. It is a transcript of the gene C8H10orf71, whose product is annotated as chromosome 8 C10orf71 homolog. The record is from RefSeq and is a predicted model, not a curated record. Bases 879 to 5495 code for a protein of 1538 amino acids. Gene Ontology annotation, cellular component: Z disc. Lineage: Eukaryota; Metazoa; Chordata; Aves; Passeriformes; Corvidae. Gene Ontology annotation, biological process: positive regulation of calcineurin-NFAT signaling cascade. The transcript has 4 exons.
CCCCACCAUGAUCUCCGUUUGGUUUCCCCUUGCCUGAUAACUAUUUAAAUACAUUUUACUAACUUUGGAUUCCUUGCUCAUUUCACUUCACCUGGCUGGGCAGGUCAGCGAGGGCUCAAGGGUUAGCUCCUCUACUUUUAUAGUUUUAUUUAUUUUUCAGUCAUCUUUUUUAUUAAAAUAACCAUGUUCAGAAGAAGAGCCCGACACACAUAAAUAAUGGGAACUGCUAAUAGUAAGCAGGCUGCUCUAAAAUGUGCUGGGGCUUUGACUUAAGGGAAGAAAGCACAGCCCUGCAUUGUCCCUAUCAGGAAACUGGAGCACAGAAGACUUAACAGGCCUGUUGGCAGGAUGGGGCAUUUGGAGGACAUUGGGAAAGGCAGUCCGGAGACCGGCUGGAAAUAACUGUUGGGUCUUUGCCAUUGAACCAGAAAGGGAAAGGUAGAGACACUUGCAGUCUCUGUUCCUCCCAUUUUUCUUCAUGUGAGGUCUUCAUCUUCCAGUGUUUGAAGCUUUGUGGUCUGAGCUGGAAAGAGUUCACUUAGGAUCAAAAAAAUGCUGCAGGUCAGAAACAUCCUGGGACACUACUUCUGUCGAAUCUACAUCACUGGACUAUUUCUACCUCCUCACUAAAGAUGGUCAGAAAAGACGCCAAAUACAAGUAUGAGAGUGAGUUCUAAAAACAAGAAGCAAAAUUUUAAGGCAGAGAGAAAGUCUCCUUCAACUUUUCUGUAAGAUGAGUCAAAGUACAGCAGCACCAUCUGGAAGAAUGGCUUUGUGCUUGUGAAUUGCAAACAGCUGGAUCUGCCUCACGUAGCCACCUGCCUGUUCAACACCUGAAACUAAUCCUUUGGAUAAUUCACCCAUGACUCUCAUGAACAAUGCAGGGAAAUAAGAAACAUACAGAAGGACAUAGUGAUUCCUCAAGUAUUGGGAGUCUCCUGGAUGAUGCAGACAGAGAGGUGAGCAGCCUCACAGAUCGGGCUUUCAAAAGUUUGUGUGUAGCAGAACUUGAAGACCCUUACAAUGAACCGGAACUUUCCAUUUCACCUGACUUCGCCCUCCAGUUGUCUGCUAAAAUUCACUCAGGGACGUUAAACCAUGACAUGAAGAACAGCAAUAUCUGUGACAAGCUGACAGCAAGAAGCAAUGAACAUACAAUAUGGGCUUCCACAUUCCAGCAGUUACCAAAGUGUACUCCUGAGGAGAAGAGGAUUGCUAAAAACAACACCUUUGCCAUGGGAGGGAAAUUGUAUUUGCCAGUCCCUGGUCCAAGGAACAAUAAGCAUGUUUCAAAAGUGUCCUCGCUGAUUAAGACAUUUGAUAAGACUGCAGACCAAGGGUCAGGAAGUUCUCUGAUAGCAAAUAAGCAGCCCAUUAAGAAUAGCUUUCAAAAAUAUAAAAUAAAUCAUGUUAAUGAUACUGCUUCCUGUGAUGAUACAGACAUUUUAAGCAUCCACAAGGAACUUUCUGAAUUUUCUGAGGCUAAGCAAGGUAGUCUCAGUGGCAAACAUGAGCCACAGAGAAGACCUAAUAAAGUAGACCUGAGUUAUAGGGACUCUGAUGGUUAUUAUCCUGUGCUGAUUGAGAGGUCAAAAAUAGCCAAGUCAAAUUUUUCCCAUUCUUCUAAAAAGGCUUUAAAAAACAGAAACUUGAAAGUAAAUGAGCCAGCAAAAAAAGGUAAUUUUCUUCACAGUGAGAAUAGUGCUUUUGAAUCAUGGAAUGUUCAUCAUAAAAAAUUGACAGAAAAGGAGGAAUUUGUUGACAUAAAAAUGAAAAAGGAAGGUCUUGAAUACGUGGAAGAAUCACCACUUGUUAAAGGAUCCCACACACACGAACAUAAAUUGUCACCUGCCACAACCACUGUUGCUAAGAAGAAAGAGAAAGAUUUUCAGAUGAAGCCAACUCCACCAGAAGCUGCUUUCCCUCUCCCAGCUGUACCUCAGGGUCCCGUCCCUUCAGAAACCAAAUUUCCUGCUGCUUUCCCUCCCACACCUCCCCCUAGGAAUCAUGUACACCAGGGUCCCCUUCGGCCACCUCCUGCCCCACCAGCACUUCCUCUCCCACCCCCCACCCGACCUGGCCACCCCUCAACACCCCCUACCCCUGAAGCCCCUCCUGUGCCACCACUCCCAGUUCCAGCUCCACUUUCCCCCACUGCCUUGUCCCAAGUCUCUGUGUCACCCCAGUCUGUGUCCUACAGGAUGGUUUCACCCUCACUCAUGUUUGAGACACCCAGUCCACCUCCACCAAAACCCCAGGCCACCUUAACUGAAGAGGAAUCCCUCAACCCCCAACCGGGCAAUACCUGUCCACCCUGGAGGAGACAGAGGGCUACAGAAAGGGCAGCAGGGAAGAGACAGGCUGCAAAGGAGAAGUUCACAGACAGCCACAAGACCUCAUUGUCUGAAAAGGCAACUGGUGCUGACCCCGACAUGGACAUGACUCCUGUGGCUAAACAGGCAAACUCCCCUGGAUCGAUCAGUCCCUCUUUCAACAUCACGGAACUCCUAACGCCUGUCAUACCACCAAAACAGGAGGUGGACACUGUUGAAAGUGAGCUGAUCCCACUGACACCUCCUCCCACAGAGAGCACAGCUUCAAGAGACCAUGAGGAGAGCACCUUAGAUGAUUACAGGUCGUGGGAUAGUUACAGGUUGACAGCAUCAAGUCUGUUAUUCAACUUAAAGGAUGUGCGCAAACGUGUUAAAAGCAUUUAUACCCCUUCUCCCCUGUUAAGGGCCUUGGAGGAGAAAAAUAAAACAAGGAAAAAUAUGCAGGAGACUACUAAAAUAAAUGCCUCACUCUCGACUUUGCAUGACAAAAGUGAGAAAAAUAUUACAGAGAAAGAUGAAUUGAGUGAUAUAGCUUCUGUAUUGUCUAGCAGUGUUCGUGAAAAGGACAGUAAAACUGAUUUAACUGAACACUUUACAGACAACUGUCUGACUUUGAGUUCACCCCAGACAACAGAAGACCUUCCAUUUUACCAAACUGAAGAUAGCUUGCAGCAAGACAAUUCAAAACACCAAGAUCUGGUUAAAAACACAAGGGAUAAUGAAAAUUUCCCCUUGUUCAGACAUGAAUCAAGUGAACCUGAUUCAGGAAAACAUCUGCAGUAUCCAGCACAGAGACCAUUCAGUAGACACAAUAUAGAUACAACAGCUGGGCAGCCCAUGCAAAAUCGCAGUGAGCAGGGUGAGGAACAUGAAAGGCAAGCUUCUGUUCAGAAUGAAAAUUUUGUCUUCAAAACACUCCUAAACCAACUCUCACCAGAAGAAGAUGUACCUUAUAGCAGCAGCCAAACCAGCAUUGUGGUACCUGGCCACGAAGCACGAGGCAAAAGAAGCACUAGCUCUUCAGAGCAAUCCUUCGUCUCCACAGUGGAGCAACCACUUCAGGAAGAGCCAUUUCUGCCAGUGCCCCUGAUGCAGCAGACAUGCCUCCAAGAAAGCCAGAGGACUGACAGUGAAAUGGAAUCAGGAAGUAAGAAAAUACACAAGGAGAGAGGGAAAGGGGUUGGGGAAGAUGAACUGCAAUAUUAUGCUUGUAUCGGCCCUAGUACUGGUGCAGCAGAGAAGAGGGAGGGAAGUGUUACUGGGAAUGAACAGAGGAGCUUGGUGAAAGAGAAACUAGGGAGAGAGAAAAGGGAAGAGGCCAACAGCACAAAUUCUGCAUCUGACAGCAUAAGAGACAUGUCCGUCCCCAGGUCUGAGGAGCCACAAACACCAUCAUCUUCAAGCUCAACCAAACCCAGUCUGUUUAUGAUUAAAGAUAACACAUUCAGGUCACCUCAGGUAAUAAGGGCUGUCAAGCUGCCCCUACUCAGGUCAUUUUCCCUGGAUGAUACAGUGAGCAGCAGUUAUAAGGAAAUGGAACGUAAGUUUAUGUCCCCAGCAGUUUACAAGCAGCACCAAAACAUGCUGCAUGCCCAGGAGGCUGGCUGGUGGGCAUCGAGACAUAGAGGGCAGCAGAAUGUGAGAGAUGGAGCAACUGACAGAGAAAAAGAAGCCAGUGAGCCUGGAUCUGCUUCAGUAGCACUGGAUCCCAGUCUUCUGGAAGACACAGAGAGCUUUUCAUUUGGAAAACUGACGGAAGAAGAUGAAACAGCUUGUGCUUUGUUAAAUAAAUUUGGGCAAAUGAAUGAGGAAAGUGUCUGCAGAAGUAAAAAGAAGCCUACAAAGGCAAGACACAGCUUGACACAGCCAAUUAUAGGUCUGGAAAAUGACCAAGCACAAAACAACCCCAGCUAUCCUGCAAAAAGAAAGACAAAUUACUUUAAGAAUCAUCAUUUAUCUAACCGUAAAGGGGGCUCUUGUGCAAAAAAAAUAAUCACUAGGGAGACAAUUUCCCCUGUGACUGGCUCCAUGUUAGAGGACCACACAUGUUCUUCUGUCUCCAAUGACACUUUAGAGAACAUCCUACAUACAGAAGGUGCACCAGUUUUGUUAGACAAUCUUUCAUGCUCUGCUGUUACAAGCCCCAGGUCAGGAGGCACGAUGCACGCUCUUGCUGCCAGUUCAUUGUCAGAUAAACCAACUAUUUCCAGCCUUAGAGAGAGAGAGGAUGUUACAAACCCUGCCUUGUUAAACGUGGCACUAGAGAAGCAAGCUUAUAUGCCUGCAGAAGAGAUGAUUGAUUCAGCACAGAGGAAUCUACUUUCUGACAUUGCAGGGGAAGCUGGAAGACUGGAGCCCAGGGGACUUGGUGGGAGACCAGCAGGCAAGCCACCCACUGUGCCACCAAAAACAGAAAAGGCUCUGCGUCGGGCUAAAAAGCUGGCAAACAGGAGAAAAAAAGUGCAAGAGCAGCAGAAAAACCCUCAGACUGAGCAUACAGAUGCUGUAGGGAGAAAGCCUACUCAUUCUGGAGAGACAAUAGUAUCUGAUUCACCCUUAGGAUAUUCUCCCCUUCAUCCUCCCCUUCACUCAACUUUUACUCCCACAGAAACCAGUACUGGAAAACCUCGACUUGCACCAGCAAUGAGCCCUUCAUCCUCUUCAACCCAGCGGAAACUCCUCCAAGACCCUGACUCCGGUCAAUACUAUGUAGUUGAUUUACCAGCCGAAGUUAAUUUAAAGACAUUUUAUGACCCAGAAACUGGCAAAUAUGUUCAAGUCUCAGUCCCUUCCUUGGAACAGAACUUACACCAGUCCACCUCUUCAGAAAUUAAGAAUUCUCCCUAUGCCUCCUACCCUAGAGUGCUGCCUUUACCAGCCUCAUCGGUGGCAGUGCUGAAAUCACCUUCUCAACUCUCUGAACCUGCCUGGUCAGUGCCCGCUGGACCAGAACCAGCUGAACUACCUGAAGAUGCCCAGCAGGACUACAGAUACACUGAAUCUGUGGAUACUCAGCCCUACACUGAACCAGCCUCCUACUCCUACCAUCAAAAUGCCAGAGAAACCCAAGUUCACUUAGGAAAGGAUGUAAGCCCAACCCAAAAUACCGGCAUUGUCACCCUCACCAGUUUAGAUGAUUUUGCUGCUGAAGGAGUGUCUUGAAAAAUGAAGAAACAAAACAUGCCAGCUAGUGUUUUUAAGAACUGUUUGGACAGACACAUGCACACAAAAACACAUGCAGAUUUGAUGUUUGUACAACACUUUGUCUGAAUCUCAUUGUGGUUUGGGUGGGAAAGAAAAUGAAAGCUGUUCGUGUUGAAAGAUGCAAGGUAAUGACCACUCUGAAGAAAAUGAAAUUGAAUAAGCACCAAAUUAUCAGUGAGAUGAAGGGGCAACGCCAGAUAGACAAAUACAUGUGACAAUAUGAAGCCACUGCUUGCUGCUGCUGCUUUGCCAUUAAGGAGGCUGGGAUAGCCAAAGCAAAUGUCCUAUUGGCCAGAUGUAUUGCAUGAUACAUGAUACAAAAUAAAACCUAUGAGACCACCCUAUCCAUCCUAUGAGACCGAGGACUGAUGCUGCGUCUACUGAACUUUCCUCACUCACUGCCUUUGAACUAUAUUGACAGGUAGAAAGCAUGUGGCUACAAAUAAGCCAUACAUGCAAGAUUCAUAUUUUGCACACAUUGAUUGCCCUGAUGUCAUUGACAAGAAGAUUGUAUACUGGAUGCACAAUACAGCAGCCAUGUCAAAAAAAGCCCUUUUAAACAACCAGAUUACAGUUGCAGCUGCUCUAGACUUCUCAUAUACUUUUGCAGUGCCCACUAACAUGCUGCUGAAUUCUUUGUAUUUCUUGGUAACAUCACAAUAGGUUCCCCCAGAGUCAGUGUUUAUUUAUAAUGCAACUUCAAACUUCAGGUUAUCUUGAUACUUGGCUUGAAAUAUUUUGGUGAGGAGUAAGAUUGAAUGAAAUCCCACAACUAUAUUUAAUUGUUUGUUAGGACAAGAAGUUCUUUGCUAUUGUAAUUGAAAUGUGUUUUGUUUUGUUUUCAGGCUCCCACUGAAACAUGGAACUAACUUUUAAAAUCUGAAAAAAGUACUUGAUUUUGGUCUUGUGAAUUCUGUGAUUUAAUACAAACAAGCAAACAAACAAACAAAAGAUUCAAAAUGUCCAAAGUAUUAAUUUCUAGAAAAGUUCUUUGAAUUAUCGCUUUUCUUCAAAAGAUCUGUAUGAAAAUAUCACUCAUCCUUGUAUAAGCUCUUUUUAAUCAUCAUAGAUAAUGAGGGAACCCAGAUGAAAAGAUGGAAAAAUUGAAUGUAAUGUGCCUGCCUAUAAAUAUCUAUAUUUGGAGUAUUGGCUUAGUUUUUUCUGUCUCAUUUUCAUACUGUUUUCCCCAGUUACAACUGAAGUGCAGAAGCUCUUAGGAAGAAUUAUGCCAGUGACUUUCAGCCUGAUUCAUAUCUUAGGCAAUUUUUACAGGAUUUUUUUCAGUGAAGCAGCUCUUGACUUCCUGAAAAGAAAGGGAUGAAUCAGGCCUUUUGUUAAUGAAUACAAUGUGGAGACAGGACACAGGCACUGCUCCACUGUCCCACUGUUAAUACUUAUGGCAGAGAUUUUCUUCAGUAAAUUUCCCAGGCCUGAAGCCUCUCUUGGGACACAGACCCACCUUGUGGUUUUUGUCCUUCCUUAAUUCAGCUCUCAGCCUUCCUCCAUCCCUGACAAGAGCCACGUGACAAGAGCCAACCUGUCCUGGUCCCACCAGCCACUUAUUAAAACAUUUCUCUUAGACAAACACUAGGGGUAUCACUUCAUUCAUUACAACGGGAUUUGGAUUUAGCCUUUAAUGAUUUUCUAAGGUUCAUUUCACCUGUUUUACAUUUUGUGAUUUGGUAGGUUUGGUUGAGCAGAGGUGUAGGGUGGAAAUGAAGAAGCUUGUACUGGUAUGGUUUGGAUUUUAAGCAUAUUCAGCCAAAUGCCCAUAUUUGAAUAAAUAUUUAUUGUUCAGUUUUCCACCCUGGAAAGGUUUCAACACCUGACUGAAUAAAGCCCUGAACAACCUGGGCUGGCCUCAGAGCUGACCCUCCUUGAGGAGGAGGUUCACCCAGUGACCUCCUGAGAUCUUUUGGAGCCUGAAUUAUCCCGUGGUCCUGUUCUGAAAAUAUUCAAAUUUUAACAAACUUUGACUUGGAAUUCAGAAAAUGCAGUCUCUGUGAGAGACUUUUUUUUUGAGAGAACUUUUUUUAAAAAAAUUGAAAAUCAAGAGUGUUUCAGGAACAAGAAUUAAUUUUCAAGCUGUUAAAUUAAGGGAAGUGGCUCUUACUAUAAAUAUUUUUUUUAAUCACAAAUAUUUUGUCAACUGAUGGUGCUAUUCAUGUUGCACUUCUCUGUUGCUGUCACUCUAUACAGCAUAACAUCUAUCCAGUAUAGAGCAGAAUCUCAUCCACAUGUUAAAUUGCAGAUAAGUAGAUCCAUUAGAGUUUUCCAUGGUGCAUUUAUACAAAACCUAUGAAAUCUUAAAGCCUAUCAGAGUGCACAAGCCUUUUUUUUUUUUGUUUUUGUGUGCGUGACAUUACAAAUUUAAAUACCCUUAACAGCCACAAGUCAAGAAGCAGGCUCUCAGAGCACAGGAUAAAAGCUUCCUCUCCAAGGGAAACUAUGGAUAUGAAGCAUCUGUGUGCAGAUGAAAAAAUAGAUGGUAAUUUGAUGACAGAAAUGUAUGAGUGUAUUAAAAAACAUCCCUUUUACUUCUUUAACUGUCAUUUGUUUUGUAGACAUGCAUGCUUCUGCACCCUUUUAUUAAGGGUCUUCUUAAACUCUUAUUCUGGAGAGUGGGAUGCCCCAUUAUGCUGCUCCCAGCUAUGGGAGGAAAGCAGGGUGUAUUUUUCACUCUGCUGUUAAGGUGAACUGAAACAUUGGCAUCUAAAGAGGAGUCAGUCCUAACUUGGAUACCAAAUACAUUUCACGUAGGACUUCUUCAUUUCUGCCAGCUUCAGGGAGCUGCAUUCACAGUGGACUGUGUCUCUGAACAGGUCCCAGAAGGGGCUUUGACCUGGAGAAUCUGUAGCUAAAUUGUUGUAGCAAGAUCAGGGUUUUCUCCAAGGUAACAAGUGACAGGACCUGAGGAAUUUACCUGAAAUUGCUCUGUGGAAGCUUAGAUUAGACAUUAGGAAAAAUUUCUUCACUGUAAGGGUGCUCAGUCAUUGGAAUAAACUGCCCAGGGAAGCAGUUGAAUCACCAUCCUUGGAAGUGUUCAAAAGGCGUGGUGAACCCUUGGUGCUAAGUUAACUGUCAGACUCAAUGAUUUUUGAGGUCUUUUCCAACCUUAAUGAUUCUAUGAUUGUAUGAAAUGAAACAAAUAGAACUGGGGAGUUUUGAGAAUAGAUAAGAAGGUGGUUCUUGUCUUGUAUCCAGAGCUUACCCUGGAGCACUUUGCCGCAGGGAGUGAAUGAUAUAAAAGUAUUGCACCAGGUCCCAGCCUGGUAUUGAGCAAUCAGCAAACCUGUCUCUGGCCUAGACCACCCUGCUGGCCAACUUCUUGUGAGGCUGUGGGAGUGUGUGUGUAGAAAAACAUGCAUGCAUCCACAUAAACAACCCUGUAUAUAUAUGUAAUAUACCUGUAAAACUGCCAUUUUCAUAUCAGUACAGGACAGCACUAAUGCCUGUGAUGGUGAACACAAAAUGUUUGUGUGUUGAAAGGAAGACAAAUGACACCUUUUCAAAUAACAAAUAUUUUUCUUUCUUUGCCCUAUUCUGUCCAUGUUUAUUGGGGGGAUGUUUUCCAUUGCUGCUGUGGGAAACAAGGCUGGAAGAGGUCAGUACUAGGCAAAAUGAGAACUGUAAAUUGACUCUUUUCUUUGGGGGAGGGGUGCUAUGGGAAACGUGCAAUAGUCAUGAAAGCAGUUGUAGGAAAGCACUGUUUUGUGACAGUGACAUUAAGUUGUAGGUUGAAGAGGUAUUGAGGCAAACCAAGCUAAAUUCUGCCUUGCCAGCAGACAGUGGUGAGGACUAAAGAACACGGCAGGUUCUUGACAUGCACGGAAGCACAGCAGGCUGAAGGGAACAGGAGCCAUUGUUUUCACUGUUUCCUUCUCCUGCACGUCACCUUUGUGCAUGUUGCAUUUCUUGGUGCCCUGAGGCUCCUUUACAGUGGUGAUUUUUCCUUGGCAGGUGUGACUGAGGCCGAACCUGACUUACCUAGUCUUUGGUUCUAAGGCCAGAACUGCCUCCCUCUGAGUCUCCUUCUCCUUGUGGGGUGACUGCAAUGCCAACAGUCCAGUUGUCACAUGGCACACUUGGACUGCCACCCCACAGCCAUGGCUCUGUCCCAAGGGCUUGAAUUUCCUCAUGGAAAAUGCUGGAUUUGUUUUACAGAGUUCAGUUUCAUUGAAAUGCCCUACGUGCAUGGAUUUUUGUCAACACCUCCUUGGGUGUUCAGUGCCUUCCUAAGUCAUCUGUCCAAGAAGAUAUGUGUCAUCGGCGCGUUCCAUCAAUGCAACUGUAUUUGCGAAUAAUAAUUUAUUAAUUAAUAAACAAAAUAAAUGGGACUUGUUUUAUAAUACUG